AUGUCUGACUCCGACCUGUCCGACGGGAACCUCAUGGGGGAUACAGACAGUGAGGACCAGCCCGAACCUUCUCCCUCACCCCCGGUGCUGGCUGACCAAAUUCGUCUAAGCCAGCGCGAUAUGGCAAGGCGCCUGUCCAUCGAGAUGUCGGAGGAAGAGCUCGUUAAAGGAAUACUUGAGCUUGUCUUCCCGAGGGCUGACCCUGCGACUGCAAUGAAGAAGGCUAGCUACCGCUUCGACAUCCCCGCUGCCGUGCGCAUGAUAGUCCGCAAACUCAAGAGCGCGCGAGAGAUGGGAGGCUGGAAGAGAUUCGACGCGACGGAGUCUGGAGACCUGCCGGAGAUCAUUGCCGGAGGUGUGACGCAGAACGGUAAGACCAAGAUCAAGGUCCUCGCCAUCAUCACUGCGGGGCUGCUGGGCGUUGGCACCAUCCUCCUCUCCACUUCUCAUCGCGGAGUGAAGACUCUGACAGACAAGAUCAACGAGGAGCUGACUCGGUUAGUGGACAAGAAUCUGGGAAUAGAGUGUAUCUGUCUUCUGGACGUACAGACUCCCACAGUUUGCCCUAGAAUCGUCCUCAAGUUCCUCCAGACCGGCUGCUGUUCUCUCCCCGACACUGCUUUCCGGAUCAAGCAGAUGCAUAAAAUCCUUGAUGAAGCUGGAGCAUCUGACUACCCGUGCCAACUCAUCAUGGAUGAGGCGGACUCGUUCUAUCGCAGCCGCCGUGCGGUGGUUGGAGCUGACGAGGAGUCCCUGUGCAAGAGGCAGGUCAAGAUUACCAAGCUCGAAGAGUCCCUAGACGAACUUCGAGGCGUCGCCCACCUCGUCCUCCGCUGGAACGUCUCUGCAACUCUUGUCCCGCCGGAGGGAGACUACAACGGAGUGGUUGACUUCAAGCCCCUCGUGGUGGACGGAGAGGAGGAGUUCCUCGAGUACGGGGACCUCAAGCCAAACAAACUCUACUGUAACAACCUGACGGACGAGAUGUUCAAGCAGGCGUUCAGCAAGAACAAGUCCCUCACGCUUGUCAUCACAAACAGCCGUGUCAACACCGUUAACAAUGUCUUCGACCUCGCCAAAAGCCUUCAGCGGGACUAUCCUUAUGUUGCCGCCCUCGUCAUCGUGGGAGGCACCCGAGGCAUCUCCUACUUCCCUCCGCCUGAUCCCAGAGCUCCUCUCAACGGCUUGGCUCCGAGCAAGGACGAGCUGAACACGAAGCCGCAGAUCUCAGUGAGUCAGGCCAUGGAGAUGGUCGACCAGCAUGCUGGGAUCGACACUCCGCUUGUCAUCAUCGGCUACUCGCAGAUGAUCCGUGGCGACUCCUUCAGGAGCUCCCUCCGCGUCCCCACCCACCUCAUCUGCGCCUUGGGAACCGCCAUGAGCAUCGAGAAGAUGGUGCAGGCGAUGGGGCGACCGACGUAUCAGAACAGCACGCUCGAGAGCAACGGCUUCUCCCACGUCACCGUCCUCACCUACGCCAUGGACUUCGACACGGCCCAGGCCUACCCGCAGUGGCUCCUCGAGAUGGAGAAGAAGCUAGCUGACGGCAUGACGCUGCCAGAAGCGCUCUCGAGCUCGGCUCAGUACACGGAUAAGGCCAACAUCACGCACCGCCAGCGCAAGUCCAUUGGUCAGAAGAAGGACAUGCUGAGCUUGGACGUCUCCUACUCCGGCCCCGAGCCGGGUCAGGAGCGGCCAGGACAUCGCUGGCUCAACAAGCGUAUGCGGAGCAACCCAGUAGCCAGCAAGCUCAUCGACAUUGCAACGAAGCACGCGGAGACCUACGAGUCCUAUAUGCAGGAGCUGCAAACAGACUCUGAGGUAGGAAGGACGGCGAGGCAGUUCUGCGACGAGUGGAACGAGAGCUUGUCGGAAGGAGAAGCAGCCUCGCUCAGCUUUGUGACGAGCAACCUGAACAAGCUUGUCUCCAACGGCAUCAUGAAAAAAUCCAACGACAAGCCAGCGAAAUACUGGCUGCCAAGCAAGGACAUCUAA
Guillardia theta CCMP2712 is the source of this 1995-nucleotide messenger RNA. RefSeq lists its product as hypothetical. The record is from RefSeq and is a predicted model, not a curated record. Bases 1 to 1995 code for a protein of 664 amino acids. The transcript is spliced from 2 exons. NCBI's taxonomy places the organism in Eukaryota, Cryptophyceae, Pyrenomonadales, Geminigeraceae.